AUGUCGGUGGCUGUAGAGACCUUCGGCUUCUUAAUGGCAGCUGUGGGGCUACUGAUGCAGGGCUUGACCCUUCGACACAGCUCCUGGCGGGUGUCUACGGUGCACGGGAACGUCAUCACCACCAACACCAUCUUCGAGAACCUCUGGCAUAGCUGUGCUACCGACUCCCUGGGAGUCUACAACUGCUGGGAGUUCCCGUCUAUGCUGGCCCUCUCUGGGUACAUCCAAGCCUGCCGGGCCAUCAUGAUCACCGCCAUCCUCCUGGGCUCCCUGGGCUUCCUCUUGGGCAUGGUGGGCAUGCGCUGCACAAACCUUGGGAACAUGCCGACCUCCAGGAAAGCCAAGCUGGCGGCCACCGCGGGGGCCCUGCACAUACUGACCGGUUUCUGUGGGAUGGUGGCCAUCUCCUGGUAUGCCUUCAACAUCACCCGGGACUUCUUUGACCCCUUGUAUCCUGGAACCAAGUAUGAGCUGGGCCCGGCCCUCUACCUGGGCUGGAGCGCCGCCCUGCUCAGCAUCCUGGGGGGCGUGUGUCUCUUCUCCAGCUGCUGCUGCCCUCCUGAAGAUGACCUGGCCCCCAGAAUCUGGCUGCCCUCCAAGACUUCUCAGACUGUCAAGAAAUCCUCGGGCCUCACUGUCCAUCUGCGCUCAACGGCCUCGGACGCCUCCAAAGACAAUGACAGCAACUUUGGCCAAUAUGGGAAGAACGCUUAUGUGUAG
Messenger RNA from Elephantulus edwardii (Cape elephant shrew), 720 nucleotides. It is a transcript of the gene CLDN15, whose product is annotated as claudin 15. The record is from RefSeq and is a predicted model, not a curated record. Lineage: Eukaryota; Metazoa; Chordata; Mammalia; Macroscelidea; Macroscelididae. Gene Ontology annotation, cellular component: plasma membrane; bicellular tight junction. The transcript has 5 exons. Gene Ontology annotation, biological process: bicellular tight junction assembly; cell adhesion. Gene Ontology annotation, molecular function: structural molecule activity. The coding region runs from base 1 to 720 and encodes 239 amino acids.